AUGGCGCUCGACCUCGGAACUGUCCUGGCCAUAAUCGAGAUCGCCGACAAGGCAAUCGAGAUCUACAAGCGCAUCGAUGGCCUUCCCCAGCAGAUGUCGCAACUGGGCCGCCGACUCACAAAGCUAAACAUCUUUCUUGUCCGCCUCGAGGUGUUUAUCAAGACCAAGCCCGUGACAGCUUCUGCGUCGCUCUAUCCAGGGCAACAGCAAGACCUUGGGAAACUUCUGGACGGCAUCAAGGAAAAUGUAACCAAGGUCUACGACCUCUUCGAGCGCUAUGAAAAGGGCAUCUUAUCACGGUCUAUGGACCUGGAGUUCCGCGCCAAAUGGAUAUCCAACAUCUGGUUCUCCCUCAUCGACAACAGCCCGGAAAAAAUCCAGCUCAUCAUGGAGGAGAUUGAUUACGACCGAAGUGUGCUAAGCGACUACAUGGCCAUCAUGGCCAUCGACCGCCCGCAAAGGCCGCCCGCUGCUGGCAGGAAACCCAACAUCACUAACAAAGCAGCCGCUGGAGCAGCACGGCCCGCGAAGCCCGCUGGCUCUCCGGUAAAGUCACGACGGGACUACAAAGUCCUUUUCGUCGACCCGUACAACACAGAGCGGAGCGUGAUCGCCGAAUCCUUGCUCAAGCUCUUCGGCGAGCGGACCAAGAACCUGAAGACCAAUGGAGGACCGGGCCCAGACUGGCGCAUUUCCGACGUGCAAUCGGCCGGGUUCUUCGUCAAGGCCGGCAGCGACUGCGUCGACGUCAUCGACAACCUGCAGUACAGCUUCGCCUCCUUCAAGAAGGACUGGCGGCCGGGCGGCCAGAAGCCUGUAGGCACGGCACUCGCAGCCGUCUUUGACAAUCAGUGGUACGACUACCCGUUUAAGCGGGCCGUUUGGGACGAGGCCAGUGGUCGGACCUCUCGCGGCCUGAGGAAAGACAUGUUCGCUCGUUUCGAUUUCAUCUUUGUCUUUACUCGCCGAGAGCACGACAACAUGGUCAAGCUUAAGGAGGCGCUGGGCAAAAACGCCGCAGCACCGCGAGGCAAGGGACGAGUCCUGCAUCUUGGGGCCUUUCUGGCCCAAGGCGCAGGCGGCGGCAGCAAGGAGAUUCUGUACCCCAAGACGAAUCCCGAUGGAAGCCAGAUCAGAUCCAACUGGAAUGGCAAAGUGGCUGAAAUCAAGACGGCGCUCAAGGAGUUCCUGAAGCAAGAGAUGCAGUGGAAACAACCCGAUGACAAGGACACACCCGCAAGCACUCAGAAAGCUGUCAGUACUGGGAAGUCAUGA
This is a messenger RNA of Canariomyces notabilis, 1275 nucleotides long. RefSeq lists its product as uncharacterized. The record is from RefSeq and is a predicted model, not a curated record. The transcript is spliced from 2 exons. Lineage: Eukaryota; Fungi; Ascomycota; Sordariomycetes; Sordariales; Chaetomiaceae. The coding region runs from base 1 to 1275 and encodes 424 amino acids.